CGAUUGCAUCGACUAUCAACGGUGGAGAGACAUGCGUCAUGGAGACGGAGGACAUUCUGAAGGGUUUUGCAGAAGGCAGCAAGGAAGGGAAUUCGGCACGAGGGAACAACGCAGACUGUGCAGAGGUGCUUGCGACAAUAUGUGUACAGACUGCAGAGAUGAUGGGUGAUGGUGAUGAAACAGAGAAUGAUGCAGGAGGGAACACUUGUGAGACGGAAACGGCUGGGGAAGAGAGAGAGGAGGGAGGUCUGGGAAGCAGGGAAUCUCUGACAGGACAAUUAAGGUUGAACGAUGGGGCAACAACAGAGGUAAAAGCACGAUAUGCAAUGAACGUGUGGCGCGUUCUGGGGGCGCAGGGCGAGUUCAGGCUGAACGAUUUUUUGUACGGCAUUUUUGAUUGUGAAAAGGCAUGGGUGAUUGGCAGGAACGACGCAACAGGGAGUACAGCGUGCCACGAGAGCGAUGCGAGGAGGGAUCCUAGGUGGGGUUGGGUGCCAUGUGUGAUCCCGAUUCCAUGUGGCCGUGUGAGGAUGAUGAUGCGUGAUGCCAUGGGAAAUGUCUGGAGCACGCAUUAUGUGAAUGACAACUUCUCCUUCAGGCACCUCGACAGGGAGGUCUCAGAAGACGAGAAGAAGGCAAUGGCAUAUAAUACCCACACUGCUGGCUGUUUUUUCCCGCCGCUUCGGAACCCUGUGGACUCGGAGGUGGUUGAAGGGAAAGUUUUCACUGGUGAGGAUGGCAGCACAUACACGCAUGCAAGAGGGCAGGAAGCCACGUACGAUGGAGUAUGCUCGCAGAUAUGGGACCAUGUCACAAUGAGGAGUGACGUUCUGUCUGCCAUGGGCCCCAAUGUCACAAUGAGGAGUGACGUUCUGUCUGCCAUGGACAUUGGGGCCCGCAUUGUGGAGCAUUGGCAGUUCCUCGUGGUUCUAGCACGUGUCUCUAUUCUCAAUGUGAAUGUAAAGAACCACGUCCUGGUGGUUGAACACGCAAAGCGGUGCUGGGAGAAGACAAGGGAGGAGGAGCGUCAGAUGGUGUGCGAGGGUUAUGACUCCAUGGCUGACCAGGGAAUGUGGUCUAUGGUUGAGGGGAGUUGUACGGCCCAAGAGCACGACGACGGUGAGAACAGAUAUAUGGCUUGCAUUCGCCGCAGGCACGGUUGCACGACCGUUCUAAGCGUUCUUGGUUGGGUCCCGGUCGUAUGUCCCAUGACAUAUGAGCAUGGUGGAGACGUCACCAUGAGAUUCAGAGACCCGCUUGGUGUGCCUUUCUAUCUGACCUACUCAGAUGGACUCCUGCAAGACAUUCGGUAUAUGCCGGAGGCUGGCUUGCCAGGUUUAGCACAGGCAGGCAAGAGGACAGAGAAGCGCUCAAAAAUUUCCCGUUUGUCUGCUGAGGUGGAGGGCCCAUGUGGUCCUGGUCGCGUCGGGGGGUGCUCUGCAGCACGAUGUGACAUGGGCGGGCUGAGCGAUGUCGCGAUGUCGCAGAGCCCGGGGAAGAAGAAGAAGUGCACGCCCGGACCGCCAUGUGGGCAGACGCCCGCAGGCAGAAAGAAGGUGAACCCGAAGGUGGUGCCAGGGACUGGAGACACCGCAGGUGCACGAACUCAGAUCUUCAGAUGCCGUCGACGCCCCGGGAUGACAACUUUGUCGGAAAUCAGAAAGUUGCAACGAUCCACUGACCUUUGCUUGGCUUUCAGGCCGUUCUUGCGUCUCGUGCGCGAGGUUGUGGAGCGGGACAUUGCUCCAGGUAUGGGCGUGAGGUUUCAGAUGAUGGCGGUGCGUGCUUUGAUGGAGGCUGUCGAGGCGUACUUGGUCGCUAAUUUCGAGAACACCAACGAGGUGGCCAUCUAUUCGAAGAGGGUGACGAUCCAGGUCAGGGACAUGAGACUGGUGGAUAGGUUGUCGAAGCCUCGCUGGGUUGAGAAAUAUCAAGGGAUGUGCGAAGAAGGAGAUGUGGAUAUGACAAUGCAACAGACAGGGGGGGCAUAUACACCUGCAAACUUGGGCAAGUUGCGGGGCACUCUCGCACGGAAUGAGGGAAUGCUGGUUGAUGGGUCGAAGGACGAGUUGAAGAGUGGUGCUGCAGAAAUAUUGGGGUUGCACGAAGUGACAGAGUUUCCACUGCAGGGUCAAGAUCUGAUAGAAUUUGUGCCAGCAAUAACAGAAGACAACAUCAUAUCUGGUAGACCGUUGUGGGGGGAGUUGUUAUCAGCUGCUUUGGAGCGGCUCGGUCUUGCAAACUGCGAUGUUGAGAGACAAAGAGAAAGAGAAGAAGGGUGGAAGGUGACGGCCACGGAAACAAAUUUAGCAAUCAUUCCAGACAAUGGACAGACAUCAGCAGCACAAGAAUCAAUAACGAGUAUGGCAGUCGAUGCGCCUCCCAUGCAGACAGCAACGAGAGAGCAGCUAAUGUGUUGCGAUAUCUUCAAUGCUUUCACAAUGGAGAAAGAACAAUGUGAUCAUGGAUUUGAAGAGGCCGAUUUGCCAAGUUGUUGUGCACAGCAUACAGACAUUGCAGAAGAAGAAGAUGAAGAAGAGGAUGAGGGGGCAUCAUCUUUUGACGUGGAAGUGAGCGGCAGCGAUGUCAGCAACGAUGAGGAAAACGAGGAACAUGAUGUAUACUAUGAUUUGAAGGCUGCGGGUGGACAAGUGACAAAAGGGUGGGCACAUGCAAUUCUGAGGUUGGCACGUACUUUUCCCGAUCCUCACAAAGUGCUGCGUGUUGUGAUGAAGGGGGCAACACCAGAUGGUGCACUACAACCUUUCAUGUCAUUACGAACUUUGAACUCACAUCGUGCAAGGGCAUGCCCGGCCGUGGCGGACGAAAGAACACAUGGCCAGGAGAUGGGUGUGGUCGAUGACGCCGGAGCAUCAAAUAUAGGUGCAGUGAAUCUCGUGAGCGAUGAGAGUGAGGACGUCGGGGCUCCCGGGAAUGUAGAUGGCGAGGGCGGGACAUUCGAAGAGCAGCAACCGCAGCCUGUCGAAUCUUUUGACAGCUCUUGCAAGCUGGCGACACUGAUUUUCUUCGUCAGGGGCGGCGUUGGAGCAGCGACGGCACAACGCAGGACGAGGUCGGUGACGGGGCAGGCGAAGACGACAGAAGCGCGGACGGAAGAGGGAGUUCCCCAUCUCCGAGAAAAACGCGACGCACGAGGGAACCCGAAAGUGGCGGCGAGGGAGGCGCAGCCGACGCGCCCUCCAUUGACAGACAACUAGUGAGGCACGACAACGCAGUUAAAAAAGGUAAACAAAAUGUCUUGAAAUUG
This is a messenger RNA of Chara braunii, 3268 nucleotides long. NCBI's taxonomy places the organism in Eukaryota, Viridiplantae, Streptophyta, Charophyceae, Charales, Characeae. The record is from the annotation of a GenBank genome assembly.